UGCGGUCACAAUGUAUCGUACGAUGCCAUCAACUGCGACCGCGACUGUCCUGGCCAGCCGCGAGUUGGUGCAAUGCGUGUUCGCCUACCAAUGUGGUCUCUACGAAGACAUGUUGCCCUUGAGCGAUCUCCUUCCCAAACACCUCACGAAUCGAGCGCUAUACUUCCUCAUGAUUGGGAACUUUUCUGAGUUCUGCAACCACAUUGGCCACUUUGCCACGGGCAUUGCGCCAUGGCUAGCAAAACAUGGCACACGAGGACUCUCUCGGCUUUUCGCGUGCAUUGACUCGAUGUCGUUCACGGUGGAACUGUUUGCAGCGUGCGUUGGCCACAUCGACGUCAUCGACUUCAUGUUGGACAAUGACUUGUUGGAUCCGACAAUCCCGCUGAUGGAUUUGGCUGCGUGGGCUGGCCAGCUCACCGUCAUGACCCACCUCACAGAACGAAAUCGUUGCAAAGACUCGAAACACUGCACCAUGACCACCACAACACUCGACUGGGCUGCGUGCAAUGGACAAUUGAACGUUGUUCAAUAUUUCACAGAAGUCGAGUUCUCCCCGUGCUCAACAGAGGCGAUGGACGGCGCGGCUCGCUGUGGGCAUUUGGAAAUUGUCCAGUACUUGCACACGAAACGUCGCGAGGGAUGUACACCCGGCGCCAUGGACCGCGCGGCCUGCUACGGCUACCUCGAUGUUGUCGAAUACCUCCACGAGAAUCGCCACGAAGGCUGCACGUACCGCGCAAUGGAUGCGGCAGCGACCAGCGGCCAUCUUGAGAUCGUCCAAUUUCUCAACGAAUGGCGGGAUGAAGGAGCGUCGUCCGAUGCCAUGGACGGGGCCAUUCUCAAUGGACAUUUGAGUGUUGUGAAAUAUUUGCUGGACCAUACCAGCGUUGCCACGUCAUCCGCAGAUGUGCUGGAUGCGGCGCUCGCACUUGGGGACCCCGACAUGGCGGCGUUUUUGUUGGAUCGGUUCUGUCUUGAUGACGAAGGGACCUGGUCCGGCGACGACGACCCGUGCGAAGCAUCCGCGAUUCAAGCUCACGUGUUCUAACACUAACCUAUUUACAUAAAAUCCAACGCUACCGCACACAGCAUCUCCAUGAAGUGAUCGUCCUCCAACCUGGCUACGUCCCGUUGUGAUUCACGGAUUCGAGCGGGGCACUCGUCAGUGCGUCAAGUAGCCACGGCAAUGUGAAGUGGUGGCAAAAUCCAGCCGACCUCAUAUCAACUACUUGAUCAGGUGUCGUAUUCUCGGC
Molecule: messenger RNA, 1256 nt
Organism: Aphanomyces invadans
Lineage: Eukaryota; Oomycota; Saprolegniomycetes; Saprolegniales; Verrucalvaceae
Exons: 1
Coding region: 11-1051 (346 amino acids)
Molecular function (GO): protein binding
Source: RefSeq, a predicted model, not a curated record